Molecule: messenger RNA, 2349 nt
Organism: Brassica oleracea var. oleracea
Lineage: Eukaryota; Viridiplantae; Streptophyta; Magnoliopsida; Brassicales; Brassicaceae
Exons: 6
Coding region: 417-2246 (609 amino acids)
Cellular component (GO): nuclear pore
Source: RefSeq, a predicted model, not a curated record
GAGAUGUGUUUGGGCCAAAGAGAAAAAAACACAUUUCUGUCAUUUAAAAAGAGAAGCUACUUUUUUCCGGGUUAUGUGACCUACUCUAGCCACCGACACAACCUUCCAUAGUUUCACGACCACAGUCACUGUCCCUUUCCGUACAGGAUCCAUGUUUUUCUUUCUUUCUUAAAUGCACCACCAUAACUUCCCCCACUCACUCGGAUCUCCCAUAGUGAGAGAAGAGAGAGAAGAUAGCUUCUUCUUUAUUGUGGUUUACAGAUAAAGACAGCUAAUCUCAGAGUAGAGACUUCACCCUCAGUAGAUUAAAGUAACCGAGGAAGACAACCUCCCAAAGUCACUGGGAAACACAGAUCUUCUUGGAUUGUUUUCUCACUUGGAAGUUGAAAGUAACUGUUGCUUUGGCUGAGAGCUUGAUGAUGAAGGCAAGAUCAGUGAACAAUGUCCAGUCAAAGCGAUCUACCAAGAGUGGAAGGAGAGACCAGAAGCUGCAGAAGACUAACAGCCAGAAAAAAAUAUCAGAACAAGAGCAACACAAGGAGGCCUUAGAGUCUAACAUCCUCACAACAGCGGCUAGUGACUCAACCACACAGUCAGAUCCUUCGGAGGCUUACGAGACACUAGACGUCCGUUACUUGGACGAUGUAACCGUAAGAAAGGAGAAAGAAGAUGCUGAUGAUGAACAAGAAGAAGUUAAAGGUGUCAAUGCUGAUGUGUGGGAAGAUGCAUCCAACGGUGCUCUUAGUGCCGGAAGCGAGAACGAGGCCCUUGAUGCGACAGAGAAUAGUGGUGAGGAUGGAUCUUUGAAAGAGAAGAUUGAGCAUCUUGAGACGAGAAUGGAGAGACUUGAAGAGGAGCUUAGAGAAGUCGCUGCGCUCGAGGUUUCGCUUUACUCUGUCGUCCCUGACCAUUCCAGCUCCGCACACAAGCUACAUACUCCUGCGAGGCGUAUCUCUAGAAUCUACAUCCAUGCUUGUAAGCAUUUCGCUAGAGGAAAGCGUGCUACCAUCGCUAGGAACUCUGUUUCUGGUCUUGUCUUGGUUGCUAGAUCUUGUGGGAAUGAUGUUUCAAGGUUGACGUUUUGGUUAUCGAACAUCAUAACUCUAAGGGAGAUCAUUUCGAAAGCGUUUGGUAAGUCUCGUGUCACGGAGAGCUCUGAAGGUAAUGGGAGUGAGAAUGGUGGUGAUUCAGGGAAGAAAACGAACCUAAGAUGGAAGAAUGGUUUGCAAGAGCUUCUUGAGGAUUGGCAAGAAACUGAAACGUUCACCACUGCUUUGGAGAAAGUUGAGCUUUGGGUCUUCUCUAGAAUCGUUGAGUCUGUUUGGUGGCAGGUCUUUACUCCUCAUAUGCAAUCCCCUGAGAACAACAACUCAUCAGCUGCUAAAUCGAAUGAGAAGCAAGGAACCUUUUCUAUUAGUCUAUGGAAAAACGCUUUUGGAGAUGCUCUGCAACGGCUUUGUCCUAUGAGAGGUGGAGGACACGAAUGUGGCUGCUUACCUGUUUUGGCUAGAAUGGUCAUGGAGAAGUGCGUUGGUAGAUUUGAUGUAGCCAUGUUCAAUGCUAUUCUACGCGAGUCAGAACAUCAGAUACCAACUGAUCCUGUCUCUGAUCCUAUUCUUGAUACCAAAGUUCUGCCUGUUCCUGCUGGAGACUUGAGCUUUGGUUCAGGAGCACAGCUCAAAAACGCGAUUGGUAACUGGUCUAGAUCCCUCACUGAAAUGUUCGGUAUGAACUCAGAUGAUGAUCAAGUAGAAAGUGAAGGCAGUGAUAGUAGUAAAGCCUUUGUGUUGUUAAAUGAACUUAGUGAUCUUCUUAUGCUCCCCAAAGACAUGCUUAUGGAAAGUUCCAUUAGAGAAGAGAUAUGUCCAUCAAUCACUCUUUCACUUAUCAAGAGAAUACUAUGCAACUUCACUCCUGAUGAGUUCUGUCCAGACGAUGUACCUGGAGCUGUCCUAGAAGAGCUAAAUGCCGCCGAGGUGCAAUCAGAAGAAGCAAGCUUCCCUUAUGCGGCUUCUUCUGUUACUUACAAGCCUCCAUCGACCAUGGAUGUAGCGGAGAAAGUUGCGGAGGCUGCAGGGAAGUUGUCGAGGAAUGUGUCUAUGAUACAGAGGAAAGGGUACACGAGCGACGAGGAGCUUGAGGAGCUGGACUCUCCUCUUACAUCUAUUGUUGAUAAAACGAGUGAGUUUAAUGAUUCUGCGACCUCAAAUGCAAGAUACAACCUUCUUCGACAAGUGUGGGCUUAGUUACUAUGAAUCUAUAGCUGUUUCUGUUGUUACAUAGAUACUCUUUAUGAAGAAGGGACUCAUUGUAAUAACUUUUGUGUAAUUUUUUCAAGAACAGUUUGGG